Lemur catta (Ring-tailed lemur) is the source of this 4681-nucleotide messenger RNA. It is a transcript of the gene CPSF2, whose product is annotated as cleavage and polyadenylation specific factor 2. Gene Ontology annotation, cellular component: mRNA cleavage and polyadenylation specificity factor complex. Gene Ontology annotation, molecular function: RNA binding. The record is from RefSeq and is a predicted model, not a curated record. The coding region runs from base 263 to 2611 and encodes 782 amino acids. Gene Ontology annotation, biological process: mRNA 3'-end processing by stem-loop binding and cleavage. The transcript is spliced from 16 exons. Lineage: Eukaryota; Metazoa; Chordata; Mammalia; Primates; Lemuridae.
UCCCCGCCCCGGCGCCUCGCCUCCAGCUUCAAGAUGGCGGCCGCCAGUGAGGGGUCCUGCCGGCCGAUCGUCAGGAGUGCCGCUGAGUGAACAUCAGCUUUUCUCCCUCCUGAACCUGGAUUCGACUAGGGGUUGGGAAGGGCAGUGGACGGCCUUGGGGGAGGCCUGACGAGAUUUAUAAAGAACUCUGAAUUCAUGGUGUUUCAUCAUAUAUACGACUGAGAUAUCAAACCUUUUAGUUUAUUACUACCGGACCAAAAAAAUGACAUCUAUUAUCAAAUUGACCACCCUCUCUGGGGUCCAAGAAGAAUCUGCUCUUUGCUAUCUUCUCCAAGUUGAUGAGUUUAGAUUUUUAUUGGACUGUGGCUGGGAUGAGCAUUUUUCUAUGGAUAUUAUAGAUUCCCUGAGGAAACAUGUUCACCAGAUCGAUGCAGUGCUACUGUCUCACCCUGAUCCUCUCCAUCUUGGUGCCCUCCCGUUUGCUGUCGGGAAGCUGGGUCUGAACUGUGCUAUCUAUGCAACCAUUCCUGUUUACAAAAUGGGACAGAUGUUCAUGUAUGAUCUUUAUCAGUCUCGACACAAUACAGAAGACUUUACACUCUUUACAUUAGACGAUGUGGAUGCAGCCUUUGAUAAAAUACAGCAGCUAAAAUUCUCUCAAAUUGUGAAUUUGAAAGGUAAAGGACAUGGCUUGUCUAUCACACCUCUGCCAGCCGGUCAUAUGAUAGGUGGAACAAUAUGGAAAAUAGUCAAAGAUGGAGAAGAAGAAAUUGUUUAUGCAGUUGACUUCAACCACAAGAGGGAGAUCCACUUAAAUGGAUGUUCCCUGGAAAUGUUAAGCAGACCCUCCCUACUUAUCACAGAUUCAUUUAAUGCUACAUAUGUGCAGCCUAGAAGAAAACAGAGAGAUGAGCAACUUCUGACAAAUGUCCUGGAAACACUUCGAGGUGAUGGAAAUGUAUUAAUAGCAGUGGACACAGCAGGCAGAGUUUUGGAACUUGCUCAACUUCUUGAUCAAAUUUGGAGAACUAAAGAUGCAGGAUUGGGUGUUUACUCAUUGGCACUCCUAAAUAAUGUCAGUUAUAAUGUGGUGGAGUUUUCUAAGUCCCAGGUAGAGUGGAUGAGUGACAAAUUGAUGAGAUGUUUUGAAGACAAAAGAAAUAAUCCGUUUCAGUUUCGCCAUCUCUCUUUAUGUCAUGGUCUUUCUGACUUGGCUCGAGUACCUAGCCCCAAAGUUGUACUUGCAAGCCAACCUGACCUGGAAUGUGGAUUUUCAAGGGAUCUCUUUAUUCAGUGGUGUCAGGACCCUAAAAACUCAAUCAUUCUAACUUACAGAACUACUCCUGGGACUUUAGCACGUUUCCUAAUUGAUAAUCCUUCUGAAAAAAUUACGGAAAUAGAGUUGAGGAAACGUGUGAAGCUUGAAGGGAAAGAACUUGAGGAAUACUUGGAAAAAGAAAAACUAAAGAAAGAAGCUGCUAAGAAACUUGAGCAGUCAAAAGAGGCAGAUAUAGAUUCCAGUGAUGAGAGUGACAUUGAGGAAGAUAUUGACCAGCCAUCAGCUCAUAAGACAAAGCAUGACCUGAUGAUGAAAGGUGAAGGUAGUCGGAAAGGAAGUUUCUUCAAACAGGCAAAAAAGUCUUAUCCUAUGUUUCCUGCCCCAGAAGAAAGAAUUAAAUGGGAUGAAUAUGGAGAGAUUAUCAAACCAGAGGAUUUCUUAGUGCCGGAACUUCAAGCUACUGAAGAAGAAAAAAGCAAAUUAGAAUCUGGUUUGACAAAUGGAGAUGAACCCAUGGAUCAAGAUUUAUCUGAUGUCCCUACUAAGUGUAUUUCUACAACAGAAUCUAUUGAAAUAAAAGCUAGGGUUACUUACAUAGACUAUGAAGGACGCUCUGAUGGGGAUUCCAUUAAAAAAAUCAUUAAUCAGAUGAAGCCACGACAGUUGAUCAUUGUCCAUGGCCCACCAGAGGCCAGUCAAGAUCUGGCAGAGUGCUGCCGUGCGUUUGGUGGAAAAGAUAUUAAAGUGUACAUGCCAAAGCUACAUGAAACAGUUGAUGCCACUAGUGAAACACACAUCUACCAGGUGAGAUUAAAAGACUCUCUUGUCAGCUCCCUUCAGUUUUGUAAGGCAAAAGAUGCUGAAUUAGCUUGGAUAGAUGGUGUCUUAGACAUGAGAGUUUCCAAAGUGGACACAGGCGUUAUUUUAGAAGAAGGAGAGCUGAAGGAUGAUGGAGAAGACUCAGAAAUGCAAGUAGAUGCCCCUUCAGAUUCUAGCGUUAUAGCGCAACAAAAGGCCAUGAAAAGUCUGUUUGGAGAUGAUGAGAAAGAAACAGGUGAAGAAAGUGAAAUCAUUCCAACUUUGGAACCCUUGCCACCCCAUGAGGUUCCUGGACAUCAGUCAGUUUUUAUGAACGAACCAAGAUUAUCAGACUUCAAGCAAGUUCUUUUACGGGAGGGGAUUCAAGCUGAAUUUGUAGGAGGUGUGCUUGUUUGCAACAAUCAAGUAGCAGUCCGUAGAACUGAAACUGGACGCAUCGGAUUGGAAGGCUGCCUUUGUCAAGAUUUUUAUAGAAUAAGAGACCUUUUAUAUGAACAAUAUGCCAUUGUGUAAAGGACAUGAUGUCAAGAAGUAUCUGCUUGACCUUUCUAAGAAAAAAGGAUUCUUACCGUAUUCUAAGCUUUUACUGUUUUGUUUUGUAACACAUGAAAAGAAUCUGCCAGAAAAACUUACAUGUAUUAGAUUUUUAAAAUGUAAAUAUUAAUAGAGAACAUUUUGCUAAUGCUCAGAUGAGCACUAGAUAGCUUUUGGCUUUCAGAGUGAUAGCGCUCCUAGCAAGUAUACAGGCCCAAGAAUUGAAGGUGAUUGGUUUCCUUUACAGACCCCUUAUUCUAGAAGGGCUUUUUACUUGAAUAAAACAAUGCAACUUAGCAAACCAGUUCAUGGCCUUAGAGAAAUAUGUUUGCAUGAGUUUUUGCAAACUGUUUCUUAUAUUUUCUGGAAUGGAAAGUGAGAAUUAUUUAGAAAAAUUAUGCUACAAAAAAACAAAACAGAUACAACAGUUUUUUGACACUUAUUUAAAAAAAUAACAACAAAAAAAAAUACAUGCUAUGACUCUUCUAAUUUGAAUAUGCAAUUGUUUUGACAUGGAGCAUAUCUGCUCCAUGCUCGUAUUUCCUAAUGAUUCACUCUGAAGUAAGGUAGUACACAUUUGGUUCAGAAAUCCAUUUUUCUUUCUCCUAUUUCUUGUUUUAUUAUGAUUUUGUUUUUCAGUUUGAAUUAUGAUACCAUCAUUUGAAUGUACAUAAUUCAGAAGAACUCCAUGAUGUGUUAAAGUCUUAAGGGCUCUGCAUAGCAUACAUUUUAGACAAAUCUUAACCCUCAGCUAGGUUACUGUAUUGUUUAGUGCUCAGUUUUUAAGACUACAAAUAUUGAACCUCACGUUUUUUAUAAGGUAACGGUAUAAUUUAAUUAAAAUGUGUAAAUGUUUUCAUCUCUUAGGCUUGUGCUCUCUUAAGGUUACCCAAGUAGUAGUUGGAUUUUAUACACAUUACUACAAAAAUAAUGCUGAAGUUGGAUAAGGUUUUGCUUUCUGUGUUCAUGUCUUUCUUGUGGCCAACCAUCCUGAUAUAUUAUAAACCACUUGUGUUCAAGAGUAAAAACAAUACAUGGAAUUUUUAUUGAACUAAGCAAUGAAAACCAUGUCGUUCUAUUGUAAUUUGUUGAUAAUUUUUUAGAAAGUACCUUAAUCAUGGCAGGCUUUGGUGUUUAUUUCGCAAGUAUAUAGGCUUCCUUUUUACACUUAGCAUUUUUAGGACGAUCAGUCUUCUUGUUUAACUUAUAUGGAACUAUGUAUGGUACAACCCAGUGAUAUCAGACUAGAAUUAAUAUUUCAUUCUAUUUCAAAUGCUUACAAAGCCUCUAUUGUGGAUUAUAGUGCUAAUGCAAAGUUUACAGCCUUCUGAUACUGAAAAGCAGAUAUAUAAAACGAUGUUACGAAAGAUGAAUAUAAAGAGUAUAUUUUCUUUUUAGUGCUUUGAAAAAAUUUCACUUAAACCCUUAUUACUGUAUGGAGUCAGCCUAUAAUCCUAUUUAUAUUCUAGAGGCAAGAAAAUCUGCAUUUGUUUCAUGGCUUAAAGCAUCUGGUUAUACAUAUUACAUUGUACUAGCAAUAUUGAAAAAUUAUUUCUUGCCUAGCCUUUUUAUUGUCCUAUGAACAGGAAUUAAAUUUUAAAGUACUGCUUGAAGAUGGUAAUGCUAAAUAAUGUCAUUGCAGGAGUAAUACUUGUACCUGUUUCUAGAUGACAAUAUUACCAAAAUUUCUAACAUGAAGACUUAGCUUCAGUUACUUAAGAAACAUGAAAACUUAGUUUCAGUUACUUAAGAAAAAUACAAAUUUUAAAAACGACUGUGAAAGAAAUCUGAACUCAGAGAAACUUUCAGACCUUUAUUGUUUAGAAGCAAGAAUAAGUGCAACAUGUAGACUAUCAUCUGAUUAGCAAAUUAUUUGGUUAAAAAAUUUUAUUGUAGUAUUUGUUACAGUGGGAUUAUUAAUGUCAGAUGUCAUUGCAAACCUUUCUGUAUUUUCAUGAAUCUCUAGGUGGCCUGAAACAGGUAAGGAAGUCAAUUUUCUAAGGUGGGCAAUUCACCCUUUUUUUUUUUUUUUAAUAAAGAUACAAUUCA